Molecule: messenger RNA, 4899 nt
Organism: Grammomys surdaster
Lineage: Eukaryota; Metazoa; Chordata; Mammalia; Rodentia; Muridae
Product: heparan sulfate glucosamine 3-O-sulfotransferase 3B1
Exons: 2
Coding region: 375-1547 (390 amino acids)
Molecular function (GO): [heparan sulfate]-glucosamine 3-sulfotransferase activity
Source: RefSeq, a predicted model, not a curated record
CGGGCAAGCGCCGGGGCUGCUCUCAAUCUCCUGGUUGCGGGGAGGCAGCCCCGGCGAGCUGCCGUGCGCCCCGUCCAGGGGAACUAGGUGCGGGGUACAGCGUAACUGACAGCGCGUCUGCCCACAGUUCCUGCCGCCCGGACUUCGCUUUCCAGCCCCGGCUUCUCGUGGGCAUCAUGUCAAGAGCCGUCGCCGCUGCAACCGCCGCCGCCACCCGGGAAAGAGCCGCAGCCUCGGCAGCCGCGCGCGCACGAGGGCAAUAAACCGAAUCACUCCGGGCUCAAAGUGGCAGGGGACCGUCGCGGUGCUCUCUGUUCCGGCGGGACUCGUGCCAUGUGCUGAGCCAUGCCCCUGGCCGUGCCCGCGGGCCGCGUAUGGGGCAGCGCCUGAGCGGCGGCCGGUCCUGCCUCGAUGUCCCGGGCCGGUUCCUGCCGCAGCCGCCGCCGCCCCCGCCGCCGGUGAGGAGGAAGCUCGCGCUGCUCUUCGCCAUGCUUUGCAUCUGGCUGUACAUGUUCUUGUACUCGUGCGCCGGCUCUUGUACCGCCGCUCCCGGCCUGCUGCUCCUGGGCUCGGGGUCCCGCGCCACUCACGCUCAGCCAGCUCUGGUCACAGCUCCGAAUGAGACAUCUCCUAAGAUGCCCUUCCGGGCACCUCCGGCCAACUUACUGGCUGCAGGCAAGGAUAAGACAGUAGGCGCCGGGAGCCAGGAGGAGCAGAGUCCAGAGGCGCCGGACUCCCCCAGUCCCAUCUCCAGCUUCUUCAGCGGCGCUGGGAGCAAGCAGCUGCCGCAGGCCAUCAUCAUCGGCGUGAAGAAGGGCGGCACGCGGGCGCUGCUGGAGUUUCUGCGCGUGCACCCCGACGUGCGCGCCGUGGGCGCCGAGCCCCACUUUUUCGACCGCAGCUACCACAAGGGUCUUGCCUGGUACCGGGACCUGAUGCCCAGAACCCUUGAGGGACAGAUCACCAUGGAGAAGACGCCCAGCUACUUUGUGACCCGGGAGGCACCCGCGCGCAUCUCGGCCAUGUCCAAGGACACCAAGCUCAUCGUGGUAGUGCGCGACCCGGUGACCAGGGCCAUCUCAGACUACACGCAGACACUGUCCAAGCGGCCGGACAUCCCCAGCUUCGAGAGCCUGACGUUCCGCAACCGCAGCGCGGGCCUCAUAGACACGUCCUGGAGCGCCAUCCAGAUCGGUCUGUAUGCCAAGCACCUGGAGCCCUGGCUGCGCCACUUCCCGCUCGGCCAGAUGCUCUUCGUGAGCGGCGAGCGGCUGGUCAGUGACCCGGCCGGCGAGCUGCGCCGCGUGCAGGACUUUCUGGGCCUCAAGCGCAUCAUCACCGACAAGCACUUCUACUUCAACCAGACCAAGGGCUUCCCGUGCCUCAAGAAGGCGGAGGGCAGCGGCAAGCCUCACUGCCUGGGCAAGACUAAGGGCCGCGCGCACCCCGCCAUCGCGCGCGAGGUGCUGCGGCAGCUGCGGGACUUUUACCGUCCUUUCAAUCGCAAGUUCUACCAGAUGACCGGCCGCGACUUCGGCUGGGACUGAGUCUCCCCUCGCAGCUUAUCUAUUGAGAGAGAAGAGUAUAUGUAUGUAAAAUGUACAGAAAUCUAUUUUAUAAUAAUUUAUUUUUAAUUCACGAGCAAUUAAUUCACUAAGCUGCCUAGCCACGAUCUGCAGAGAGUUUGAAUCACGGUCUGUUAACAUUCCAAAGUGUUUAACUCCGCUAUUUUGUUCUGUCCCUCACAAUCAAUGGUGCUUCCGUGUUCUCCCCCCUCCCCCCUCCCCGCCCCGUAUUUAAGAAGAAGAAAAGCACAACUUGAGAAUUUUUGUUACGGGUAUUCAGCCUUCAAUCACCUUGGGUCUUCCACCUGCUAUCUCCUUGGGUCUUGGCUGCCUCAGCUGGUUGUGGUAUUUUCUUGCCUGGAUACUUCCUGGAAGAACUGAGCAGCCUCAGCGUGCUGUAUUCUGAAGGUGAAAUUCACUUAAGCAGUUCAUUACCCUCAGUGAUGUAGCACCAAGGUGCACUUCUCCCGCCUCCCUUACAGGGAUGUUCUUAUGACCCCGACUCUCCUCCUGUUCUACCCUCUGUCCAUUAUUCAGCAGAAAGUGUAUGCAAACACUUGAUCCCUUUCCCAGGUCCCAUGAGUGAGAGGCUUGGGUGCUGCUUUACAAAAAAGAAAAAAAAAAGGGUGACAUCUCUUUUGCAUAAGAGGGUGCCACACUCCUUUCUUCAGUCAGUUAUGCUAUGACACACCAAAGAGUUUCCCAGGAUUCCAUACAUAGCCACCGGCACAAACCUAGGAUGCUGAUGUUGAGACCCAUAGGGGUCAAAUGUAUCCUUUGACACACAGCAUUUAUAGAGGUGUGGGUAUGUGUAGACCCACCUAGUGUUGGGCAGGAAGCUCAUGGCCUCAGUAGAGAUAGGACAAGCAGCCCAGCAGAGGAAGGGGAUGCCCAGCAUUGCAGACAAAUGCCUCUGAAUUCUUAGCCCAUCCCAGAGAUUAUGGCAUGGUCUGUAGGCAGUGUCCACAGCAGGGUUUGAAGGAUGGUCCUGUUGCACCCAGGCUAGGAAAGCUGGCUGCUUGCUUGUUCAGCUUCCUCUUAAAUAGUGGAGGCUUAGCAGAGAAGUCACCAGCUGUGAUGCUACUAUGCAGACCAUACUCCUUGAACCUCUGUGUUGGGAGGACACUGGAAGGUCCUUUGGCUAGUUAGUGGCAGUUGGAUAACUGUACUCACAUGACAUCAUGAUAUAUUCAGUCAAUCCUCACUUUCUUAAACCAGAAUGCCUCUAACCCCAAAAGGAUUGGCGUCUGAGUUAGACUUUCAUCAAGAAUGAAUAGAUGGUUGAAAUGAUGGCAUUGCGAUAUUUACAGAGGAUUUCCUUUCUUUUCUUUCUUUCUUUCUCUCUUUCUUUCUUUCUUUCUUUCUUUCUUUUUUCUUUUCUUUUCUUCGUUUUUUUGGACGCUUUAUAGGCUAAAUUGACAGGAUGAACAAAGCUACAAGGAAAGAGAAGAUAUACUGUCUUUACAAACUAGUGAGGGAUAUCUCUAGGGAUAUUUUGAUAACCAAAUUUGUGGUUUUCUACAAGUUAUAGCCCAGCUUGAAUUAACUUAUUCUGGGCAACAAAAUGGUCCCUGGAGUAUGUUCAUCCCUUAGAUGUUACAUCCAUUUCUUCUUCUUCUUUUUUCUUCUUUCUUCUUCUUCUUCUGCAGAGCUGGGGGUAGAAUCCUGGGCCUAUUGGACACUAGGCAAACACUGAGCCACAUUCCCCAGCCUGUUUCACAGUCAUUUGCUCAUUUUUCUUCUGUCCGUAUUUAGUAGUGUAUUGCCUGCAUUUAGGCCAACCCCACAAUGCCAGCAUAAUCUCCUGGCUGACAGUGUGUGGAAACGCCUGCGUGCAAGGUGCUCACCAGCCUGGACUUUCCUGUACAGAAGCCUGCUUGACAUCAGCACAAGGGUAUCUCCCCUCACAUCAGCAGAAUCUCGUUCACAGGCAGAGUCAGUUGUCAAAGACCUUCACCAAGGCUUUCUGGCUGCUCCCGGAGUCUGCCGUAACUCAUGACGUGGAAGAGCAAGGUGUUCGGAGAAUGGUACAUAGCCAAGUGGGAGGGAAAAUGUGUGAGCCUUCCUGCCCUCUACCCAAGCUGGACAUUUUUUUUAUUAAGUUGUUUAUUCUUUUCUUGAGACUAUAACAAGAGCAGGGCAUGUUGAGGUAGACAAAGUCAUUUAGUCAUGAACACUGAGGUGAGUCAGCACUCUGUUCUGGGUCAAAUCCUUGGAUCUGAGCAGAUGUCGAUAAUUAGUGCUGGCGGAGCAGGGUGAGAUUUUCAGUGUUAGUCAAAUAAAUCAAACAACAUGUGCACCUCUUCAUCAGGCCCCAUUGCUUGUAGUCUCUGGCUGAUCGGAUGCUGCGUCUGUCCAAGAUGCCCCUUCAUCAUGGGAUAGUCGUUAUACACCAGGGCUUUUCUCAGAGGAGUUAGGCAACAUGAAGAAUUACGCCUUAGGUCUGUCUCUUCCUGUACUGGCCAUCUGCAAGGACACCGAGCUUCACUCUGAGCUGCUAGGAGACAGACACCAGUUCAUGUCUUGGCAGUUUGUCCCUCCAUGUGUUUGAGGUUUUUUUUUUCAGUGUCUAGGAAAGCUCUGGCAUAUUUCUGGUGUACUUUAUUUGUGAAAAUUUUUCAUUUCUUUCCUUGCUUGAAAACAAAGAAAAAUCCACAAAAACUUAAGAGGGUUUUCUUUUUUUUUUUCGUGUUUUGUUUGUUUUUUAAAUUCCUAUUCAUGGAAAGCCUUCUCUUUGGGGAUGUUUGCACGUAGGUGUGUGUUUGGUUUACUCUGUAGCACCUACAAAGGCAUUUUGGGCAGAGUGACUAUGGAAUAAACUCUUCAUUGGGAGGUGGAAAGAUGUUCUGGGGGGAGGGGACUCUUUGGGAGUCAUUCUGAAUGACAGAUACACUUUAGUCUUUGUGAGAAACCUAAUUACAGAUCCUGCCUGGCUGUUCUUCUAAGAACCAGAAAUGGAGGCUCCAACAAGUCCUUGCGUAUCAAAGGUGUUGAUGAGGACACCGGGGCUCAAGUCUCUUUUCAGUUUUCCAUUACAAAUGGUUAAUGAAUUUUGAAGGUGUGGUUAGUUUUUAUUUCAUUUUUAUAAUAUUAAUUUAUGACUGAGUUUCAUUCAGCCCAGUAAUCAAAAAUGCUGUGCAAAUUCUUGCAGUAUGUCUUCUAUAACAUGGAUGUUAGAAUAGCCAAUAUGUACAAAAAAAAUUAAAUCAAGUAUUUUGUCCUAUGUAUAACACAAAUUAAUUUUACACAGAGAAAGAUGUUUCUAGGAAAAUGAAAUUCUGGUAAUUCAUACUUUUUCUUUGUAUGAACAAAUAAAAUAUAUUUUACCAACAUA